Messenger RNA from Drosophila rhopaloa, 2413 nucleotides. RefSeq lists its product as uncharacterized. NCBI's taxonomy places the organism in Eukaryota, Metazoa, Arthropoda, Insecta, Diptera, Drosophilidae. Bases 23 to 2341 code for a protein of 772 amino acids. Gene Ontology annotation, molecular function: cysteine-type endopeptidase activity. Gene Ontology annotation, biological process: proteolysis. The record is from RefSeq and is a predicted model, not a curated record. The transcript has 12 exons.
UGUUGAUCGGCAACCAGUAACAAUGGCAAAUUGGCGACCUCUAGAAAAUGAUCAUCAGAAAAUUAAUAAUCUCUAUGAAGAGAACCUUCAGAGAAAGGAACAAGGUUCCGAUGCUCAAGGCUAUUUAAAGCCUGCGGAUGGAGACCUUAAGCCCCCGGCUGUGUAUAUCCUCAACCACGAAGAGUUUCCCGGGAAACCCCGAAAAGGCAGCGCAAAUGAUGUCGAAGCUCUGACAAAAACUUUCAAGAAGCUGAAGUGUAAGGUUGAAGUAGUCCCGAACCCCACUCGGGCUAUAGUUCACGACAAAUUGAAAAAUUUGACUAAAAAGAAAUUCGACCAUCCGUCUGGUUUGGUCAUCGUCAUCUUGAGCCAUGGCUCCCGAAGGGAGCAGAUCCAAACGUGCGACAAUAAGAGCUACAAUUUAGACGACGAUGUUCUUUUUCCACUCUUCGAUAAUGAAUCACUGUCAGGCAAACCCAAAAUCCUAAUUGUCCAAGCCUGCAAGGGAUCAUGGAGAGCAUCAAUGGAAUCGGAUUCGAAAAAAAAUCAAAAAAAUAAUGAACCGUACAUAAAAUGCUACAGCAGCUCCGAGGGUUUUCUUAGCUAUCGCAAUGAAUCAAAUGGAUCCAUUUUCAUACAAACCUUGUGCGAUAAAAUUAAUCAAGAUGGAAUGAAAAAGGAUUUUCGGUCAAUCAUUGAAGAUGUAAAAGUUAGUGUUCAAAAGUUGUCUAUAUCACAAGGAUGGAUAACUACGUGCAUUGCAAUAACAUAUUUUUUCAAGUCUUUACAGGAAUUAAGAGACGAAAUGAAUACGCCUGCACAGGAUACUAAUCCCGCUGAAAGAUUUCAGACCAUAUCUGAAGACAUUCAAUGUGAUGCUCAAGGAUGUCUGCCACUGGAGUCUGGUUUUAAUCCUCAGCAGCAAUUGCUGCCGCCAUAUGUCUGCAUAUUGAAUCACGAGGUAUUUCCAGACCAGAGGCGAUUAGGCAGCUCACAGGAUGUUAGAGCUCUGUGCAAAACAUUCUCCAGCCUACAAUGUCAGAUUGAAGUUGUUUGCAACCCCACAUUGGCUAUGGUUAACGACACGAUUAGAAAAUUGGUCCUAAAAAGAUUCGAUCGCUUGUCCGGUUUGGUAAUAGUUAUGUUGAGCUACGGCUUAGAACAGGAGAGGAUUCGCACGUGCGACGAUGAGGGGUACGACUUGGAUGUUGAUGUGCUCUUUCCGCUCCUCGAAAAUGAAACCCUGUCAGGAAAACCAAAAAUUCUAAUAACCCAAGCCGGUCAAGGCAAUGGAAGGCCACCUUUUUCGAAGAAAAUUCCCUCACCCUAUAUUAAAUGCUUCAGCUCCUCCGGAGGUUUCAUGAGCUAUCGUCGCGUAGAAGAAGGGUCUAUUUUUAUACAAGCCCUGUGCGAAGUGAUGGAUCAAGACGGCCUUACAAAGGACUUCCGGUUAAUUAUAUACGAUGUAAACGCGAGGGUCGAGGAGAUAGCUGAAUCGUUAGGACUGAUGCAAGUACCAUCAAUACUAUCAACUCUAAGGAAACCAUUCUGUUUUGGAGAUUUUGUGCAGUACGCAAAUGCUAGGAUUCCAAGGACAUCGCCCUCUGCUACAAUUCAAAAAACAUCUACUAUUCCGGGGAUUUCGAUUACUGAUCUUCAACCUCCAUUGGUCUACAUAUUCAAUCAUGAAAUAUUCAAGAAUACAGUUAAAAACAGAUCAGGAAGUUCGAAAGAUGUCGAUGCUUUGCGAAGUACUUUUGAAAACUUGAACUGCGAGGUUCACGAAGUUCCAAACCCUACACUGGCUAUGAUACAGGGAACCUUUAAAAAAUUGGAAGUGGAGAACCUGAAACUCCGAUCUGCGGUAGUCAUCGCCAUUCUGAGCCAUGGCAAUCGCAAUGAGUUGAUCGAGGCAUGCGACGAUACGAAUUACUACUUGGACGAUGACGUUUUAUUUCCCCUUUUGAGAAACGAUACCCUGAGAGGCAAGCCGAAAAUAUUGAUUGUCCAGGCAUGCAAAGGAAUUUUAGAGGCGGACUCAAACCGAAUAAGUUGCAACCCCAGGGAUUUCAUCAUCUGUUACGGGACCACCGAGGGGUUUGAAGCCUACCGACAUCCUUUCUUUGGAUCGCCGUUCAUCCAAACUCUAUGCCAACACAUGGAUAAAGACGGCAAAACCAAAGAUUUCCAGAAAAUUAUGCAGGCAGUGAACCAGUCGGUCACUGAGGAAGCUCCUGAUAAAUAUAAAAAGGAAAUGAUACCGUCGUAUACUUCAACGUUUGGAACAAAAAAAUUUUACUUUUGGCACAACAUCUACAUAGAUCAAGAUGGACAGCAAUGAGUUGGCUGAACAAGUCAGUGAUUCUGGGACAACCAGUGGUGAACCGCUCAGGCAAUUUCAACCAGCUAGUAU